AAAAAAGAAAAAGGCAAGUCUCAUGAUUUUCCAAAAUAUUAAAUUUGAAAAUAAUUUAUUCGAAAUAAUUUAUCAAAACUUAUUGUUUCAUGGUAAUAGAAUUUGAAAUUAACGUUUGAGUUUCUCAUCUAUGUACCGGCCGAUCAUGUCGACGAGUAAGUUACGGGAGAUUCCGAGAGAGGGCGGUAAAGAGAAUGAAAGAAAGAGAGAGAGUGAGUGUACAUGUGUAUUUGGUGAGAGAGAGAACGCGUGCGAACGAGAGUGAGUGAGUGAGUGAGUGAGUGAAAGAAGAAAAGAGAGAAAGAAAGAGAAAGAAAACACGGAUGACUUCUGCUCAUGGCGCAUGCGAUUCGCGGCCAUACCCGUGGCUCGUACCUGUCAUGGAUUCCUAAGAGCCGUUCGUGCGAGCGCAGGCACGCGCGAUCGAACGAUUUUCAUCGUGAAAAUCGGCUGUAUAUGUAUAUCAUAGGAUAUAAUCGUAUUUACUGUUAUUAAUUUAUUAACGAAUAAUACGAUAUUAGAAAUACGGUGAUGAUGUUACACGUAUACAGGGCGAAGCGACGGUCCUUCGAUUUUCUAAGUGCCGCGCACGGUCAGAUCAUCGAUUCAAAAUGAAGAAUAUCCUCGGCAUGGUACACGGGCUUUCAUCUGUCAGCCUGAAAAAGGAUAAAGAGAAGCAGGUGGCAACGAUCGGGAGGGUGCUUUAAAAAGCGGUGGUGGGGCAUCAUUGAAGGAGUUUUCCAUCGGUUAUCUGGACGAACAUACGAGAAAGAGGAAAAAAAGGGGAAGAGAUAGAAGUGGUUGAUAGAAGGUGAAGAAGGAUUUAAGGAUUAAGGAUUAAGGAUAAGGAUAAGGAUAAGGAGAAGGUUAGAAGGAGAGUUCCCUAGGAAAAAUUCAAAAAAAAAAAAAAAAAAAAAAAACAUAAUCAGAACGAGAAAUAAGGAUUUAUAAAGGUUUGGAUCAUCCGAGGAUGAGACAAGUCGUGGUCUUAGAGCCGGCAGGCAGCGUUCUGGUGAUCAGGCAGACUUCUUUGAGUGGUGCCGGUGGUGGUGGUGGUGGUGGUGGUAGUGGUGGUGGUGGUGGUGGCGGCAACGGCGGCGGUGGUGGCGGAGGUGGUAUCACAGGAGUUAACAACUCAAAUUUAUCACCGAAUAACAAUGGUCACGAGACUCAUACUCUUGCCAAUCACGUUGCCGUCUCUUCGAAUGCAUCUAAUGACCACAAUCAAAAUCGUAUUGUUGUCGUUCGUUCUUCUACCACGUGCAUGACAACAUCGGUCGACGAUAAUACGUCUCAUAAUGGGAACGGUAAUAUCAAUGUGAAUGCCAACAUCAAUGGCAACUCUACUGGUGGUAUCAAUUGUAAAACAUCGGGAACUGUUGGGCUCGGCAAUGUGUCCAAGUCGGCUGAAAGGAAUGAUCACCUUCGGAAUGAUCAUAAGAAUCAGGAAGGAAUCGUCGUCGGUGGUGGUGGUGGUGGUGGUGGUGUUGGUGGUCCUUCUUCUGCUGCUGCUGUUGUUGCUGCUGCCGCCGCCGCCGCCGCCGCCGCUGCUGCUGCCGCCGGAGAAUCGAACUCUGGAUGUCGUCCAAGAACUAGCAAGGAUGUCGUUCACGAGAGCAUAGCUAUAGAGAGGAAGUUCGAUGGCGCGGAUCCCAUCUCCGAUGGGGAUCCCAUAAAGCUCCCGGAGAAUUUAGAGACUUUGCCGCGGGCCGAGCAUUUUCCCACGCAAAGACACCGAUGGAAUACCAACGAGGAAAUUGCCGCGAUCCUGAUAAGCUUUCAGAGGCACGCCGAGUGGCAAAGUCGGGAAGUUAAAGUGCGACCUCGAAGUGGCUCGAUGUUGCUUUAUUCGAGAAAAAAGGUCCGCUAUCGGCGGGAUGGUUAUUGUUGGAAAAAACGGAAGGAUGGUAAAACCACGCGGGAGGAUCAUAUGAAACUUAAGGUCCAGGGGGUCGAAUGCAUCUAUGGCUGUUACGUGCAUUCGGCGAUUCUACCAACGUUUCAUAGGAGAUGUUAUUGGCUCCUUCAGAAUCCGGACGUCGUCCUUGUCCAUUACCUAAACGUUCCAUAUCCGGACGGUGAUGCGAAGUUAGCAGCUCUGCCAACCUGUCUCGCGUUACCACCAGACAAGAAGGAAUGGACGCGAGACGAGCUGGCUUCUCAAUUAAGGCCCAUGUUCCUCGGUGGAGACGAUGAUCCGAAUAAUCCUCAUCUCACGCAGCACUCCAAUCAUCCGGUUGAUAUGAUCGUUUCGCAACUGCUAGAUAGACAGAGGGCAUCCUCUACCUCUUCUAGCAGUAGUGCACAGCUUGCACCUAGAAGGUUAACACCAGAUAAUCAGGUUUCAUCGACGACCGGCGGUCAGCAGCCUUCGACAACAGCUUCGCCGGCUCCACGUGUAUAUUCCAGACAUUCCCAUUCGACUCAGAGCCAACAGCCGGCUCCUUUAGUUUUAAGUUUGCAACAAAUUCAAGGUGGAGGUGGUCUUCUGAUACUGAACAGUCAACCAUAUCAUCAUCAACAACAACAACAACAACAGCAGCAACAGCAACAACAGCAACAACAACAACAACAGCAGCAGCAACAACAACAACAACAGCAACAGCAGCAGCAGCAACAACAACAACAACAACAACAACAGCAGCAGCAACAACAACAACAGCAGAGUCAGCAAGUUGAAAUGCAACAAGUGACGGAGCAACAAAUCGUUCAGCAAACUAGCGUCGACAGAGAACAACAAACGCAGCAAGAGAUCGAUGCACAGGAUAGCAUGGAUCGGUCAACCGUUCAAUCCUUACCUAUCACCAGUUCUGGCUCCGAGGUCACAGAUUUUGCAAAAAUGUUAGACUUGAGUCAAGAAGAUAUUCAGAGGACAUUAUCCGCAAACAUGGUACCGCCCUCACCGUCACCAUCGCCCGCGGACGAUAGUAUGAUAAAUCCAAUGGACUUUAUCGAUUCGUCCGACGACGUGCUGAUCAAUUUGGAUGCCUUCGAUGUGUUUGGAGAUUUACCGGAAUUGCACGAUUUUGAAGCCGAAGAUACGAAACCGGAUAUUAGGGGUGGACCUGAUAACGAUGUUGGAUGUCAGCCUGGGACAACCGUCCAGAUCGCAGAAUACAGUCCCGAGUGGAGUUAUACCGAGGGUGGAGUCAAAGUUUUGGUUGCCGGUCCAUGGACAGGUGGGAACGGUUCGCAAAAUUAUUCAGUGCUUUUUGAUGCGGAACCAGUAAAGGCCUGUUUGGUUCAACCUGGUGUAUUACGUUGUCGAUGUCCAGCCCAUGCUCCGGGUAUUGCAUCCCUUCAGGUUGCAUGCGAUGGCUUUGUCGUAUCGGACAGUGUUGCUUUUGAAUAUCGAAGAGCACCUACGACCGAACCAAAUCCAGAAAGAGCGUUGUUGGAUCGAUUGGCGGAUGUGGAAUCACGAUUACAAGGACCAGGUCCGCCGUCUCCAGCAGCUCAUCUGGAAGAACGACUCGUGGCUUAUUGCCAGGACGCUGUCGUUCGUCCUUGGAGAGUCGGUGCUGAAGCUCUACAAUCAGGUGGACCGACUUUGUUACAUUUGGCAGCAGGAUUGGGAUAUUCGAGAUUAGCUUGUGCAUUGCUUCAUUGGAGGGCUGAAAAUCCGAGUAACGUUUUGGACGCUGAAGUCGAUGCCCUGAGACAAGACAGUGCUGGAUUGACACCGCUCGCUUGGGCCUGUGCCGCUGGUCACGCUGAUACCGCUAGAAUACUUUAUAGAUGGAACGCGAUGGCGUUACGUGUGAGGGAUCGUCAAAACAGAAGCGCCACCGAGCUUGCCGCAGAGAACGGACAUACGGCAAUCGCCGAAGAACUGAAUCGGCUCGAAGCCAGAAGGCAAGACGAGAGGCUUUUCUUGCGACCUGCCAGCCCUAGCCCUAGGAGGCCUUCUCAAGACAGCGGUCUCGAUCUGGCGUUGUGUGGUUCCCCGCUCCUGGACAACAUGGAAUUGUUGCAAGAGGAUGAGUCGUCGUUAGGCCUUGGCGAUCAGGGAAUGGAGAGCGCUCCGACCCCUCAAGAGACCGUAGGGGAAGAAGACGCGAGGGUGCUGACGUUGGCCGAACAAAUUAUAGCCGCGCUACCGGAAAGGAUCAAGAGAGCGGAAGGUGAUUCUCCGUCUUCUUCCUCGUCCCCUCCGCCGCCGCCACCACCGUUGUCGCCGUUAGAAGAUGCUUUGAUGGAGCAAAUGCCUCUCGAUUCCGGCGAAUUGUUCGACUCGUACCGUGAGUGCAGCGGAGGCGCGGCUUCCGUCUCGGACGCCGACGCCGAGGCGAGUCCAUCGAGUCCUUCCAGCAGUUGCCUCACACCGGACUCGCCCUCGCCACCCCCGACGACGGCCGACUUUUGCGAAUUUUUGCAAUUGCAGCUGCAACUAGACGGCGGUAACAAUCAGAACGGUGGCGGUCAGUACUAUCCAAGCUGUAACGAGCGGAAAUUUGGCAAUGGAACCGAUGGAAAUGGGAAUACCGAUGGGAACGAGGCUGACUUGAGUAGGUUGACCCUGUCCGAUCGAGAGCAGAGAGAACUUUAUCAUGCCGCGAGAAUGAUCCAGAAGGCCUAUCGGAGUUACAAGGGUCGUCAGAGGCAAGAAGAGGCCGAAAGACACGCAGCCGUUCUCAUUCAACAGUAUUAUCGUCGGCACAAACAGUGCGCUUAUUACAGGCAAGCUACGAAGGCAGCCCUGGUGAUUCAAAGCAAUUAUCGGAACUAUCGUUCACGUCCUGGGUCUGCUUGUUCAAGGCAACAGGCAGUCCAUCAGCAAGCGGCACAUCAAGCAGCAAGAAAGAUCCAACAAUUUAUGCGGCAGUCAAAAAUCAACUUGUCGUGGGACGAUUCACGACCGACUGCAGAACGCCAGGGCCGCCGCAAACGGGAACGUGAGGCAGCCAGCGGCCAUUUCACGGGUGGUUGCUGUCCCCCAAAGCUCGCACUCAUCUAGCCCAGGGGUCAGCCUACUAGCCGGCAAGCCAGAGGUCAUUUAAACGAUCGUCAAUCCAGCAGCACGAGGAAUGUCAACGGCGACACGAUCGGAAAGUAAUUCCACAGGAGGAAAGUCCUUUGAAUCGAUUGAUCGAUCGAUCGAUCGAUCGAUCGAUCAUAAUAAGCUGAAAGAUAUACUUACAUAUAUUUCUUUCUUAUCACCUAAACGAGCUACGAGAGAACAUAAGAGAGUUUUGAUCUUAAAAAAAGGGAAACGUUUUGUGAUACAAUCGAGUUUGUUUUUAAUUAUCUUUAACUCUUUCUUUUUCUUUUUUUUUCCUUUUUUUUAUAUAUAUAUAUGUAUAUAUAUAUAUUUAAGAAAAGGUUAUUUUUUUGUUCUUCUUUUUCUUUCUCUCUUGUUCUUGUUUCUUUUUUUAUUUCUUCUUCUUCUGAUCAUCGCAAUAUCGACGAUUAAACAUAAUUGAUAAUGUCCGACUCGAUCCAAUUUAUUUUAAAUUACUAAAUUACUAAUUGACAAAUUUGUCCUUCUUAACGUUACAUUUGUUAAUAACAAAUUAAGUUCAUUCUUUUAUUCUCAAGCUAUUUUAUUUUUAUUUAACAAAUCUUGAUUAGAUUGAUGUUCUUAGCAUCGUUCUCGUUCUAUCGUUUCUGGAUUUUUCUUAUAUAUAUGUAUCAAAUGUAUUAGUUUUGUCGAUGGGAGGAACGAAAAUCCUGCCUCUAGUAUGUUAUUGUAAUUUUCAUUAAGUUUCAGAAACGAAAAACCGAUAUUGUGAGAGGUGGAAACGAUCGUAUUAAUACGACAUGAUUUCAACGUACGAGAAAGAGAAAAGAGAGAGAGAGAGAGAGAGAGAGAGAGAGAGAGAAAGAGAGAAAGAGAGAGAGAGAGAGAGAGAGAGAGAGAGAGAAAGAUAAAGAAUUUGUGUCCUUGGGCUGAUAAAGGCAGGGCUGUCAUAGUAACUUGGAAAGAAAAAGAAAGACAGAGAUAGAUUUGAUAUAUUUUGAAAAAAAAAAAAUAAUAAUAAUAAUAAUAAUAUGAGCGCCGAAUAGGCACUCGAAUCCUUUCAUUUUUAUAUUUCACAUCGAUCUAUAUACGUAUAUAAUAUAUUAUGAUAUAUACAUAAAUAGACACACGUACACAUCUACACAUACAUACGUACAUAUAUCUAUAUAUACAUAUAUAUGUAUAUAUAUAUAUAUAUAUAUAUAUAUAUAUAUAUAUAUAUAUAUUAUUUUAAUAAAAAUCUUAGUGCGAUUAUCGAAUCCUAUUCACAGUCGUCGUACCCGUAUGCUCUGUUCUGGUGCUCUUCCAUCAUACGGCAAUCGUUGUUAAAAUCUAAAGCCGAACGAGAUUAGUGUAGAUGAAUUAAGAAGAAAACAAAAAAAAAAAAAAGUAGAAAGAAGCGAGUAAAAUAAAACGAAGGAUUUUUUUUUUUACCGAAGAGAUACAAACAGAUAGGGAUAGAGGAAAAGAGAGAAAGAGAGAGAGAGAGGGGAGAGAGAGAGAGAGAGAGAGAAUGUUGUCUUUUUGAGGUAUCGUUAGGAAUUUUGUGUCGUGUUAUUUUGUCGAAACGAUAAAGUAAGGGGGAGGAUGAAGAUAAAAAGACAGAUAGGAUGAAGAAGACAAGGACGAAGACGAUGAGAGGAUGUAGAAGACGAUGAAUGUGAAGAAGAUGAAGAUGUGAAGAUGAAAAAAAUAGAAGGAAGGUAAGAAGAACGAUUCUAGGAGAUGCGUUUGAGCGAAAUUAGCUCUCCUAAGGGAAACAAAAAAGAAAAAGGAAAAUUUAAAGAAAAUAAAAGCGAAAAAAGAAAAGCGGGAUUUUUUGUGGAACGGGGUGGGGGGCGACUCAUCCACGGGCUGUGCUUAAAGUCACAGUAUAAUCAAUUCUCGUAGUGUUAAACAUUUAGGAUAAGCUAGCCGAUUAUAUAUUGUUACAAAACUACACCUACCGUUUCUCCCUCAAGCGUAGGGAAUUUUUUUAAAGAUUCUUUAGCAUAGAGACAGAAAGAGAGAGAGAGAGUGAGAGAGAGAGAGAAAGAGAGAGAGAGAGAGGGAGAGGUAAAGAGAAAAAGGGAAAAGAGAAAGAGGAGCAAGUAAACCAAAAAAAAAUGUAAGAAAGAAACUUUUAAAAGAAAGAGAAAAAAAAAGAAAGAAAGAGAGAGAGAGAGAGAGAGAGAGAGAGAAUGAGAAUAGGAGGGAAAAAUGAAAAGAAUGAUUAAAAGCGAGAUUUAUUACGUCUUCUUAGGGAGUUAUACGCGCUUAUAAUCGUGGGCUCGAUGGAUAUUAUAAUCGUGAAAAGCUCGAUUUUAAAAUAACAAAAGUCUAUUGUGAUAAAUUUAUGGUGAUCCAAGAAAGUAUUUCCGCGAAAUAACUAAACAAACAAAGAAAGAGAGAGACAGAGAGAGAGAGAGAGAGAGAGAGAGAGAGAGAGAAAGAGAGAGAAAGUAGGAAGGACAGAUUGAAAUAGAAAGAAAGAGAGAGAAAGGGUUGAAAUAACAGACAGACAGACAAAUCCGGCGUGUUCUUUUUCUCUGUUCUUUUUUUUUUUCUUUUUUUUUUCCCCUAUAGAAAAACGAGAACACUUCGUUCAAAUAAAAGUACACAUAUACAUGAAUACACGUAUAAAUACGUAAGAUGAUCAAUAUCCAAGAUAGAUCAAUCGUUCGAUCGAUAGAUCAAUUCGACUAGACUAUGACUCUACUUGUGUCGAUCGUCGGCUACACAUAUAUAUAUAUACGUAUAUACAUACGUACAUGCAUACAUGCGUAUGUAUAUUGCAGGCACUCACGUGACACAGACAAAGACACAGAUACAGACACAGACAAAGACACAGAUACAGACACAGACAAAGAUACAGACACAGACAAAGAUACAGACACAGACACAGACACAGAUACAGAUACAGACAAAACAGAGAUACGAUUGUUACGUAAAAAGACACGAUCGGUAUUAUACUUGCGGAUAGUAGAGAAGAUGAGAACUAUAUGCGAUGAACCUAUAGGGAGGAGAAUAAAUAAAGGGAGAAAAAAGAAUAGUAAAAAAAAAAAAAAAAAGUAUGGAAAUAUUGUAUACAAGAGUCAAUUCCAACGAGCAUUCUUAUGCCAUUAAGCUUAAAGAAAAUUAUUAGUUAUAAAGACAAAGGGAAUCGGGUUAUAGAGGGUGAAAAAAGGAAGAAGGAUAGAAAGAGAAAGAUAAAUAAAUGGAAAAUCAGGGAGAGAGAGAGGGAGAGAGAGACAGAUGCGCCGUGUAAGGAAAAGUGAGGGUUUAAAGUGAAAACGAAACAAAAAAAAAGAAAUAAAUAAAACAAAAAAAAAAAUUAAAAAAAAAAAUAAAUAUGAAAACAUU
Vespa crabro (European hornet) is the source of this 8302-nucleotide messenger RNA. It is a transcript of the gene Camta, whose product is annotated as calmodulin-binding transcription activator 2-like. The record is from RefSeq and is a predicted model, not a curated record. The transcript has 16 exons. Gene Ontology annotation, biological process: regulation of transcription by RNA polymerase II. Gene Ontology annotation, molecular function: transcription coregulator activity; protein binding; double-stranded DNA binding. The coding region runs from base 971 to 4957 and encodes 1328 amino acids. Lineage: Eukaryota; Metazoa; Arthropoda; Insecta; Hymenoptera; Vespidae. Gene Ontology annotation, cellular component: nucleus.